Messenger RNA from Macrosiphum euphorbiae (potato aphid), 267 nucleotides. The record is from the annotation of a GenBank genome assembly. NCBI's taxonomy places the organism in Eukaryota, Metazoa, Arthropoda, Insecta, Hemiptera, Aphididae.
AUGUCUCCGCAUGCCAGAUUUCCAUUAGCGAUGCUCAGAAGACUCGUUCGCCGGCUAAUUACCGACAUGACGGCCAUUUUUACCACGGUUACCAGAGGCGGGAUUACUUUAUUUGCAACGCUCAUUUCACAUGGUGCACGCGCAUUUUGGGUUUUACGAAUGUGGCUCAUUAGCGUUUCUACACUUGGCAGUUAUGACAUAGUGAUUACAAUUAUUCUUUGUUGGCAUAUGUAUAAAUUACAGUCGUCAGUUCAUCAUCAUGUUUAA